This is a messenger RNA of Cryptosporidium ubiquitum, 1707 nucleotides long. RefSeq lists its product as uncharacterized. Gene Ontology annotation, molecular function: chromatin binding. The transcript has a single exon. The coding region runs from base 1 to 1707 and encodes 568 amino acids. Gene Ontology annotation, cellular component: nuclear inner membrane. The record is from RefSeq and is a predicted model, not a curated record. Lineage: Eukaryota; Apicomplexa; Conoidasida; Eucoccidiorida; Cryptosporidiidae.
AUGGGACCAAAACAGAGGAAAUCGGUCUCUUCGGUAUCUUCACAGUCCUACUCUAAUUCUCCUUGGAAGGCAUUGACUAGAAUAGAAUUAUAUCAAGUUCUCGAUCAGUGCGAUAUUCCAGUUUCUUCAGAAAAGCUUUUAAAGGGAGAGCUCAUUGAAUUACUUGAAGGUAAUCUUGGCGAAGAAGAGUGUAGAAAGUGGCUAGAACACUAUGAAAAACCACUUCCAAAUUCAGAUUUUGGGCUUAACAAAAAUGAAUCAACUAUUCCAAUAAAAAAACAAAUUGCAGCAAAAGAAAGAAAGUCUGUACCAGCAUAUAUUGCCCUUGCAAAUCAAAACUCGCAUGUUCUCAAUUCUACACAAAACUCUCCCUUAAAUGAAGUUAAUGUAAGCAAAACUUUAAGAAGACGGAACUCUAUGUAUACUAAUAAUUCAGGAGAUAGAGCAAAAGAAAUUUCAAAAGAAUAUAGUGAACUAAAGAAUUUUGAAUUUAUAAGUGAGUUAAGUAAUAAUACACAAUCCGAUUUUCAUGUACCAAAUGAUACUGAAUUCCAUAUUAAGAAUGAUUCCUUAAACAAAAACAAGUUAAAUGAAACGCAUAAACUAUCAAAUAAAAAUCUUGAAGAUCGCAUGUAUAAGUCUUUAGGCCAAAGUAUGAUUGUAAAGACUAAAAAGGCUUUAAGAUAUAUGAAUUCAAAAUUGAUCAUUGCCUUUUUAACUUUAUUUAUAUUCUUUGCUUUAUAUAACCACUAUUACUACUUUUUUCACGAACCAUUCUUUUGUAAUUCAAUUGAACUAAGUGAAAAAACAAUCAAUUCCCCAUUCUGUAUUAAAUGCCCUCCAAACGGUCAUUGUAAAGAUGGAAAAUUAAAGUGCAAUACUCAAUACAAAAAAGCUGUUAAGUACUUAAACAAUAGAUGGCAAAUUGUCUGUGUAUAUGACAACGAAGCCUUCGACCUUGCAGAAGAAAUGCUCACAUUUAUUACAAAUAAACUUAGAAAGCUGCGUGGCAAUCGUGAAUGUAGUGGGAAUCACCUAAAUGAUAUAUUUUUCCCUGACAAAAGAAAAAACAGUAAAAUUCUUGGUUUUGAUAGAUCAAUAGUUUUAAGCGAGAAGGAAAUCAAUGAAAUCAUACAUCUUUCAUUUAACUAUAUUGAGCAAGGUACUGUUGAAAGUGCGCUUUCAAUUAUGUGGAAUUCAAUUAAAACUGGGAAUUCUUUAUCUAGAUAUGGACUAAGAGUAGUGGAACGUAAAACCCCAGACUCAAAUCAAGGUUUAACUACUAAUAAUAAAAAAGGUCAGUCUAAUGAAGAAGAAAGGUUUUUUGAAGCACUUGACUCUGAGACUUCGAUUAUUUGUGAAGCCAAAUUAUUUAUUCAGAAAUGGGUAGUUAUUUUGGUUUUUUUAAUUGCCGUAUUCUUGCCAUUAUAUUUCAAAAUAAAAAGAAGAAGAAGAAAGGCAGAAAUACUUGCAAAAAUUAAAUCUAUCAUUUGUAGAGAAAAUAGAAAAGAUACAACUGGUUUGUUUGUUGGCCCCGACUCUGAAACAAUCUUAAGAUUAUUACGUUUAGAACUCCCUAAAUAUAAGAAGAUUUUAGAUGAGCAACUUGUUUUGGAAUAUUGUGAUAGCCUCGAGCAAAGUGAUCCAAAUAUACACAAAACUUUAAUGUCUGAAAGCAAGCACCCAUUCUAUUGGUAUUCCAGUUGA